AUGGCAUUGGCGGCUUUUUUUGCGGCCAACCAUAUCCGUGAGCAAUCUCAGACUGGUCGAGAUGAGGAGCUCUUGACACCUCAUCAGUUGAGUUUAUUGCUUGGUCUCCUCUCUGGUGGAGCUGAGCAGCUAUGGGACACUGUGCGAUAUCGAUGCAGAAGAGGGAGACACCUACCUAAACCGAUUCCGCUAGUUUUCACAACUCUGAGCAUCACCAUGCUUCUAGGGUUUCUGAUACCUGCCGUCGAUACUUGGUUUGGUAUUGUCACUACACCAGUUCAGGUAACGCAGCUACAAACCAUAACCCCGCCUACCAAAAAUUUCAGCCGAGGCCUCAUCAAUAUAUGCACCAACAGCGACUCGACGGCCAACAGCCUCACGACGACAUCCAAUGGUGUGGACCUGAAUGGUGACUAUCUUCCCUGCACUCUUGCAUCGGGAAAGGAAGGAAAUGUGCUUCAGUCGGACAGCGAGGCUUAUAAGAUAAUGAAUGGAAUAUCGCAGACGAAUACCGUGAGACAGUAUUCCUCUGACCCCCUCAAAGUGUUUUAUUACCUGAGCGAUAGUGCCACUUCUGCCGAUGUCGACUAUAAGGCUACCACUUUUGCAGUGACCACGGAGUGCGAGAUCAUUACCAGCAACUGUAACGUAAACUUUGACACGUAUACUUUUAACUGCACCCCAUCAUUUGCUGGCUCCCUGUCUUCACCCGGUCCAGCCAUGAUGGCAUACGAAGUUUCAAAAUCAAGUCCAGUGGGAGUUCAAUAUUUCGGAGAUCCAGGCUUGACGAACAACUUUUCUGCGACCUCAGAGGUGUUUAGUCCUCAAAAUCCUCUGUAUUUUGGUACCUGGGCAACAGCUCAGCAGGCCGUUUCUUUUGCAGAUACCUCAGGCACCGCAACUUUCGACGGUUCUGGUAUAGGUUCCUCCUGGAUCUUGAACUGCAGCUCUACUAUCUACGAGGCAACAUAUACUUGGGUCAAUGGCACGGUAACAAGUUUCAACACGAGUCUUGCGAAUGGCACUGUGGGGGGCAUCUUUUCAGCAGGAUUUGCCUCAGGCUUCGGCACUGUUGCCCUGGAGAAUAUUGCAACUAUAGCAGGAUUCAGUAACAGCUCGGAUGGGUUGGCGAACGUCACUGCUGCAUACUUCUCCCAAAAUUCCUUGGCACUAUCUAUUGGUGCAAUGGACCUACGUCCCGGCAUACUUGAACAGUCACGAAGUUUGAUCAACCUCACACGUGUCCCCCUUGUUCCAUUUUACAUGUUGAUUGUACUGAAGCUCUUUUAUGCCUUUUCUACGGUUCUCUUUGCUUUCGCAGUCAUAAUAUGGGCCCAUCCAUCGGAAUCCCAAGAUGUGAAAACUCGUCUGAGCAUCAAGGGUCUGGUAGUGGCCUCUUUCGAACCAGAUAAACUAAAAGAAAAAGCGGUCGGUACGGUAGAGGAGAUGUUUUCUGAAAACAGCGGAGAUGGGCAGGCGGAGAAUAAAAAGGUUGGAAUUGUCAAGACGGACCAAGGAGGAUGGGCCUAUAUGACAACCGCAGUUGAAGCAGGGCGAUCGGUGCUAGGAGUCAUAAGCACGACAGCUAAAGCAGCCUAG
Talaromyces amestolkiae is the source of this 1599-nucleotide messenger RNA. RefSeq lists its product as uncharacterized. The record is from RefSeq and is a predicted model, not a curated record. The transcript has 2 exons. NCBI's taxonomy places the organism in Eukaryota, Fungi, Ascomycota, Eurotiomycetes, Eurotiales, Trichocomaceae. The coding region runs from base 1 to 1599 and encodes 532 amino acids.